AAGCUUUCUCUAGCUUCUCCAGUUCAUUCACCUAAAUUUCUAGUACUACAAAUAUAGAGCCUGUCCAUUUAUUCUAUCCAUCUUUCUAAGUUUGAGUUUGUCUCACUGCUACAUUGAGGAGAGGGAGAUUGGUUCAUGGCCAAGGGUAAAUUUCUACCAAAAGAACUCUCUGUAGCAACCAUGAGCUAUCCCUACUACUCUCCUCCACCACCUUCACCACCUCUCCCUUGUGCUCCUCCACCACCGUCUCCACCGCCCCCAUGUAACCCUGUAACCGCAUCACCACCUCCGCCUCCACCACCUCAUCGCCAUGGCCAUCAUCACCAUCAUCAUCCAAAAUCACCCCCGAAACAAUACAAUGCGCAACCACCUCCUCCUCCAUCACCAUCACCACCACCUCCCCAUCACCAUGACUAUCCCAAGCCACCGCCUCUGUCAUCUCCUCCUCCACCACCUCAUCACCAUGACUAUCCUAAGCCACCAUCUCCAUCACCUCCACCUCCACCGCCACCACAUCAUCAUCAUCAUCAUCAUCACUACCCUAAACCAUCACCACCUCCUCCAUCACCAUCUCCUCCGCCACCGCAUCACCAUGACUAUCCUAAACCUCCGCCACCUUCUCCUUCACCACCUCACCACCAUGACUACCCUAAGCCUCCACCACCCAGUGCUUCACCACCACACCACCAUGACUACCCAAAGCCUCCACCACCUACCGCAUCACCACCACAUCACCAUGACUAUCCACCGCCAACCUGGGCUACUCCUCCAGCUUCACCACCAUCAGUUCCAGCACUGCCACCACCUCACGGCUCGGCUCCACCACCACAUGGUUAUCAUCACACCCCACCUACUGCCCUCCCACCACCACAUUACCCUCCAAAAUCAUCACCACCAAAACCCAGCUAUGAGGCGCCACCUCCAAAGUCCGUAUACCCACCAAAACCCAGUGAAGGUGCUCCUCCACCCAAACCAGUAUAUCCACCAAAGCCAAGUAAGGGCGCACCACCCCCUAAGUCGUACCCACCAAAGCCAAGCAAGGGCGCACCGCCACCAAGGUCCGUAUACCCACCAAAGCCCAGUAAGGGAGCUCCACCACCGAAAUCUUCAUAUCCACCAAAGCCAAGCAAGGGAGCUCCUCCACCAAAGUCAGUAAUAUAUCCACCAAAGCCAAGUAAGGGUGCGCCACCUCCAGGGUACAAUGGACAUUUUCCUCCACCUCCCACAUACUACGGUGCUCCUCCUCCACCUUUCGGAGGCAUCCCACCGUCCUCCAAUGAACUGGCCCCACCUCCCGGCGGGAAAAAUCACACCACUGUCAUCGCCGUGUGUGUCUCACUAGGCGGUGCAUUCUUCCUCGCAUUCCUUCUGGUCGGUCUCUUUUGCUUCGCCAAGAAGAAGAAGAAGAGAGUGAUGGUUCCCGCAGCCGUUCCUUGCGAACCUGAAGAAGAAGUCCAUGAAACAGUCAUAGCAACAGGUGUUUACGGCGGCGGCGAAGCAAGUGCUGCUGCAGCCCGAGGAGGAGCAGGUUACGGGGGAGAAGGAGGGGGCCCACCACCUCAUGAACCCGAGAUAGUCGGGGCUGGUGGUGCCGGUGUUGCUGGUUAUGGUCAUCAUCCAAGUUAUUAAUUGAUUGAUCAAUGCAUGCAUUUUUCAUAAACGUGUGAUCGAGUUCGUUGCAUUCAUUAGGUUUGUAAUAAAGGUUGGUCGACAUUAAGGUUUCAAUGUCUUGAUUUAUUCUUUGGAUUUUAUUUAUUCAUGUGUAAUUGUGUGGAUCAAAGAGAAGAGAAAUGAUGCAUGGAAAAUGGCCAGCUAAUAAAGAAGGUUGUACUAUAUAUGAAUCAAAGACCAAAUUUGUGCAUUGUAUAUGUAAAGUACUCUUGUGAAUUAUAAUAAGAUGUAUCAAAUUAUUAGUGGCUCUGCCAAGAGUGGAUGUUCUAUGAGUUCAAAAA
Messenger RNA from Rosa chinensis, 1952 nucleotides. RefSeq names its product extensin. The record is from RefSeq and is a predicted model, not a curated record. Bases 136 to 1629 code for a protein of 497 amino acids. NCBI's taxonomy places the organism in Eukaryota, Viridiplantae, Streptophyta, Magnoliopsida, Rosales, Rosaceae. The transcript is spliced from 2 exons.